This is a messenger RNA of Camellia sinensis, 375 nucleotides long. The record is from RefSeq and is a predicted model, not a curated record. NCBI's taxonomy places the organism in Eukaryota, Viridiplantae, Streptophyta, Magnoliopsida, Ericales, Theaceae.
AUGGUUAAAUGGUUUGAAGUCACUAGAAGUGUUAUUAAAGGUGGGUUAGGCAUCAAGAGCCUUAGGGGUGUAAAUGCUUGCCUGCUACUAAAGUGGUGGUGGAGGUUUGGCAGAGAUGACAAUUUGCUGUGGAAGAAAGUUUUAUGUGGGAAAUAUAACAUUCAAGGCAACAAGUGGUACCCAAAUACGGAAGCCUCCCAGAUGCAUUUCCGGUUAUGGAAGGAUAUACUCUCUGUGGCAGCUUUCAACCUUGCCCUGCACAGUUUCUUUAUUAGCAAUACUUUCAUAUCAGUUGGUAAUGGCGAUAGAACUCUUUUCUGGGAGGAUAAGUGGGCUGGUGAUAGGUGUCUAAAAGAUGAUUUUCCUCAACUAUAA